CUGGGACACGGCACUGGCGGGAGGCGCGGGCCGGUGGCCGAGGUGAGGGGACUCGGGCGGCGGCAGGAUGGUGAAGCUGACGGCGGAGCUGAUCGAGCAGGCGGCGCAGUACACCAAUGCUGUGCGGGACCGCGAGCUGGACCUUCGCGGAUAUAAAAUUCCUGUCAUUGAAAAUCUAGGUGCUACUUUAGACCAGUUUGAUGCUAUUGAUUUUUCUGACAAUGAGAUCAGGAAACUGGAUGGUUUUCCUUUAUUGAGAAGACUGAAAACAUUAUUAGUGAACAACAACAGAAUUUGCCGAAUAGGUGAGGGACUUGACCAGGCUCUCCCCUGUCUGACAGAGCUCAUCCUCACCAACAACAGUCUAGUGGAACUGGGUGAUCUGGAUCCUUUGGCAUCUCUCAAAUCACUGACAUAUCUAAGCAUCCUAAGAAAUCCUGUAACAAAUAAGAAGCAUUACCGACUUUAUGUCAUCUAUAAAGUUCCACAAGUCAGAGUACUGGACUUUCAGAAAGUGAAACUAAAAGAGCGUCAGGAAGCAGAGAAAAUGUUCAAGGGCAAACGGGGUGCACAGCUUGCAAAGGAUAUUGCCAGGAGAAGCAAAACUUUUAAUCCAGGUGCUGGUUUGCCAGCUGACAAGAAGAAAGGUGGACCAUCUGCAGGGGAUGUGGAAGCCAUCAAGAAUGCCAUCGCAAAUGCAUCGACGUUGGCAGAGGUUGAGAGGCUGAAGGGCUUGCUACAGUCUGGCCAGAUACCUGGCAGAGAGCGCAGAUCAGGACCAAGUGAUGAUGGUGAAGAAGAGAUGGAAGAAGACACAGUCACAAAUGGGUCCUGAGCUCUGUAGCAGAGACUCUAGACAAGUCUUGCUUUUUGAGCAUGGAGUAACAGCCUAUGUUGUGUGAGCAACAGAGAAUCUGUCAGCAUUGCUGAAUGCUCAGAACUACUGCUGAUAAUUUUUUAAUAUGAACCUUGGAAUCUAAAUGCCGGUUUUCUACAAAUGGUAAAAUAAAGGCCACUUUCUGUGCUGCCAAA
Messenger RNA from Peromyscus californicus insignis, 1032 nucleotides. RefSeq names its product small nuclear ribonucleoprotein polypeptide A' (gene Snrpa1). Gene Ontology annotation, cellular component: U2 snRNP. The record is from RefSeq and is a predicted model, not a curated record. Gene Ontology annotation, molecular function: U2 snRNA binding; protein binding. Gene Ontology annotation, biological process: mRNA splicing, via spliceosome. The transcript has 9 exons. Lineage: Eukaryota; Metazoa; Chordata; Mammalia; Rodentia; Cricetidae. Bases 68 to 835 code for a protein of 255 amino acids.